UGAAUACGACUGUAUCUUAAUCUCAAAUAAUCAAACCAAAUUCUCACUUUGAAUGCUGGUGGGGAAUUUGUUCGACUUGGUUAGUAAUGUUAUGUUCAUAAUUGAACAUUAUCAUAGCGUCUGAUGACAAUUCAAAGUUUCAGCAAUUUUUGCUGUUGGCGGAAAUAACCUCUACACUUCUAUAAAUUCAGUUAUUUUGAUUAGUCGUUAGGAUUUUUCGCGUAGUUACGACUGAAAAGGAAGUUUAUUAAUUAGUGUUUUAGUCCUGUUAACGUUGUACAUUGUGGACCGAUCAGUUGUCUUCACGCUUUCAGAGAAGAUAUUUAAAUGAAUUUAUAAAGAAGCAAAUAAUGGUAAUGAGAUUUAUUACACAUUUUCUGGCUCAAAUCGGACCGCAGUCUGAAUAUACUUGGACUCGUCUGAUUUACAGUGCACUUAAGGCUCCUACAUAUCAUCUGUAUUUUGAAUUGUUACUAAUUAUCGGUAUAAUAUGGCUGCUGUUUAAACGCAGUUAUCGUAUUAAUGACGUAAUUAAUCUAAGUAUAGAAGAAAAAAAUCAAUUAAUUAGUGAAUGGAAACCUGACAGUUUAGUUCCGAAAGAUUGGGAACCAUCAAAAUACCUGUUAAAACAAUUCCACCGAUGUGCAUAUGGUCCUCUUAGCAAAUAUGUCAAUUUCAAUUCGGCAGUGGAAGAGUGUAAAGCUACUGACAUCAAUGGUAGUAAAAGUCAUCUUAAUUUUGCGACAUUAAAUUUUUUAAAUUUUGUUGGAGAUUCGGAUUUGUCGAAUGUUGCUAUUGAACAUUUGAAAAAAUAUGGUGUUGGGUCGUGUGGACCAAGAGGAUUUUAUGGUACUUUUGAUGUUCAUCUUGAAUUGGAAAAUAAGUUGGCUGAAUUCCUAGGUGUUGAAAAAGCAGUAAUCUACUCUUAUGGAGCGGCUACAUUUUCUAGUGCUAUCCCGUCCUAUUCUAAACGGACUGAUGUGAUAUUUGCUGAUGAACGUAUCAGUCAUGCUACGUAUCUAGGAUUAGUCGCAUCUCGAAGUCAUGUUCGAUUUUUUCGUCACAAUAAUAUGGAGCAUUUAGAACAGUUACUAAUAGCACAGGAAAAAAGAGAUAAAGAAGAACCUAAGCGUGCAUUGCUUACUCGCCGAUUUUUUGUUGUUGAAGGCAUUUAUUUCAAUUCUGGAGAGAUUUGUCCCUUAUCAGAGCUUGUUGCUCUAAAGUAUAAAUACAAAGUUCGCAUAUUGUUAGAUGAGACUAUUUCUUUUGGAGUAUUGGGUAAAACUGGUAGGGGUGUAACGGAAUAUUAUGGUGUUAAUGUUGAAGACAUUGACUUAAUUUCAGGUUCGUUGGAAACUGCUUUAGGGGUAUGCGGAGGAUUUUGUGCUGGAUCACAGUACGUUGUUGGUCAUCAAGAGCUCUCAGGACAAGCAUAUUGUUUUUCAGCCUCACUACCACCAAUGUUAGCUACAGCUGCAUGUACAGCAUUGUCUAUACUACAAGCCUCUAGGGAAAAUGGUAAACGUAACCAGCGGUUAUUGGAACUCGCACGGUUAACUGACAAUUUGUUUCAUUCUAACAGCAAGUUAACUAGUAUUUGGAAACUAUAUGGUCAUCCGGAUAGUCCGCUGAAACACUUGAGAUUUAGAGAAAACAAUACUAUAGCUAAACUUGAAGCUGUUGUUCAAAGUGCUUUUGAUUGGACUGAUGACAAAGACUCAAAAGCACCUCCUUUAUUGUUGACCGUUUCGAGAUAUACAUAUGGUAAGAAUUUCCCUGCUCCGCCUCCAAGUAUUCGGAUUGCAUUGAAUUGUGAUUUAACUGAUGACGAAUUGCGCCAUCUAUUCCGUGUGCUUUCAUCAAUAGUUGCUGCGUAAAUUGGACAGUUGCUGAUGAAAUUUACACUUUUGAAUAUUGGCUGUGAAAUAUCAGAAGAACGUGAUAUCUAUCACUAUAAUCUUGAAGAAAUUAUCUCAAUAAUAUACUAAACUUUUCUGUAAAUGCCUUUCUUCUAGUAAUAAAUAGGUUUGUAACUAAAAUAUUCUUAGAUUUCAG
This is a messenger RNA of Schistosoma turkestanicum, 2055 nucleotides long. The record is from the annotation of a GenBank genome assembly. NCBI's taxonomy places the organism in Eukaryota, Metazoa, Platyhelminthes, Trematoda, Strigeidida, Schistosomatidae.